AUGACGAACGUGCCAGCGAGGACUCGCUCGGUGUACCGGGCCAUACUACGCGAGCUGCCUUCCCGGCCGCGCUUCUCGCCGUCUCCCCUCCAGACCAAGAUCCGCCAGCACCUUUCUUCCGCACCCGCCGACGCCGACGCUGCUCGGGCCCAGCUGGAAGAAGCAGAACAAUUCGCGCAAUACGUCAAGGCCCAGAGACAGUAUGUUACGCUGCUGGAACGAUAUAACCCCGGAGCGGACAUGGACCAGGAAGAACGAGUGCGGUUGACUGCCAGGAGAGUCGGGAUGAGCUUGCCAAUUGAACACAAGAACGGUUCUUCAUAA
Molecule: messenger RNA, 324 nt
Organism: Trichophyton rubrum CBS 118892
Lineage: Eukaryota; Fungi; Ascomycota; Eurotiomycetes; Onygenales; Arthrodermataceae
Exons: 1
Coding region: 1-324 (107 amino acids)
Biological process (GO): mitochondrial proton-transporting ATP synthase complex assembly
Cellular component (GO): mitochondrial matrix
Source: RefSeq, a predicted model, not a curated record